Penaeus chinensis is the source of this 4550-nucleotide messenger RNA. It is a transcript of the gene Vps50, whose product is annotated as syndetin-like. Gene Ontology annotation, molecular function: SNARE binding. Lineage: Eukaryota; Metazoa; Arthropoda; Malacostraca; Decapoda; Penaeidae. The transcript has 8 exons. The record is from RefSeq and is a predicted model, not a curated record. Bases 69 to 2939 code for a protein of 956 amino acids. Gene Ontology annotation, cellular component: EARP complex. Gene Ontology annotation, biological process: retrograde transport, endosome to Golgi; endocytic recycling.
CUGUUCUUUCCUAGUUGUCAAAACCGAAGUCCUUCCCCAAAAGACCCCGAAACUCAUGAAAAAUCACCAUGGAUAUCAAAGAGAAGUUCAAAUCGUUCAUGGACAAGCAGAAGAUCAGCCUGAAGACGCCGUCGUCGCAAGCACAAUUAGGAGAAAGCGUAAAAUCCGAUGACUUCGAGGGAAGAAUGGCUGUGACGGGGGAUUUGUAUAGGAAAUCCAGCCUCUUGAACGAUCACAUACUGACACCCGAAGCCGAGAAGGCCGUGAUAGACAGCAUCGAGAGCCUUUAUUUCGAGAGCGGGGACGUCGACGUAGGUGAACACGAGCUCAAGAAAUUCCCCCAAGACGUGGACAUUCACGUAAUCAACGGGAUGAGGUCUAGACUGAGGAAGCAGCACGCCAUAGUGUCUCGAAGGGUGUCCGAUCUCAUUAUGCAGAAGCAAGGGCUGUGCAGCGAGGAGAUGGAGAAGGUCGUAGAGCUGCAGAAGGAGAUUUACAUGGAGAUUGGCCUGUGCGUUGAAGGCCGGAGGAAACUGGCCCAGGGGAGGAGUCAGUUCACGUCAGCUAGUCUUGGGAUUUUGGCCAACUACAGCAAGCGGCAGAAGAUUGCCAGCGUCAUCCGGUCACUUAGGACAGUCAGGACGUUACAGAUGACAGAUGUGCAGUUGCAGAAUCUGUUAAAAGCAGAAGAUUACCCUGGGGCUAUUCAGUUACUGCUUGAAUGCCAGAAAGCAGCUGCGACUUUUAAGCAUUUUACUUGUAUCUCCGAACUCAGUACCAAGUUACAGGAUACUCUUGAGGGUGCAGAGGAGCAGCUAGACGUUGCCUUAGCCAAAGUUGCCGCUAAUUUCAAUGCUGCUAAUUAUGAGAAAUUACAGAUUGCAUACGGUCUCUUGGGGAAAACACAGACGCUCAUGGACCAAUUACACAUGCACCUCACAUCUCAUAUCCAUAAUUCAGCCUUCACAAUUGUUCUUGGCUAUGUAGAGUUGUAUAAUAGUAUUAAUGGUGGAAACGGAAGUAUUUCUGGCUCAUCAUUCUCAAAGAUGCAAUAUUCGGAACUAUGCAAAUAUGUAAAUGAGGAAAGCUUCCUCCCAUGUCUCAUGGACCUAAGCAAAUCCAUGUGGAAUGUCCUAAAGAGUUACCGCAGCAUUAUUUUGUGGCACGAGGAAAAUGAAAAGACUUCCCAGGAGGAAGCGAAUAAUGAAAGUCCAGAUGCCGAGGAAGCUGCAACAUCCAGACGCUACACAAAACAAAAACUAGAGCACGGAUUGUAUAGAAUAUGGCAAGAUGUGCAGGCGAAAGUCAGGACCUUCAUCCUGGCGUCAGACCUCUGCCACUUCAAAUUUGAUGAUUUCCUGAGAAUACUGGAUGUGAUCAACAAGCUCAUUGAUGUUGGCGAGUGCUUCUGCGGCAGCAAAUCAGAAACGCUCAGAGAAUCAAUCAAGAAGCAGUCAAUUAACUAUUUCCGCACGCACCACAGAGCAAGAAUGGAGGAAUUGCACAUGUUUUUGGAGAAUGAGGGGUGGGAGGCAUGUCCGGUGAAGUCAACAUUCUCAAUAUAUCAGCUAAUGGAGUUCAGGUUCCUUAAGGGCAGGGACCUGAGCUUCACAAGAAUGUCUACUCCAAGUUCUUCACCAGUUAAAAAGUCAGGCAGCAUCACAGAGAAGAGGGAUCUCUUUGACCUCUUCAACAGCGACAGCUCGCCAUUUGACAUCGCCACAGAAGAGACAGUUGAGGAGGAUAUCAUGGCCAAUGGGGAGGCUGGGGAUUCUAUUCACAUAAGCGAUGAUGACAGUGAGGAUGAUGAGGAGUUGAUGAAGGAUUUCGUCGAUGAGCAGACGGGAGAGGCUCCCCAGCCCCACACCAGGCGGAAAUUUGACCACAGCAAGGCACCCAUAGUCACAAACACAACCCUUACAAUCCUACGGCUCAUUGGGAAGUACAUCCAGAUGAUGAGAUUGCUGCAGCCAAUAGCCUUUGACGUCAUGGUGUGCCUCAGUCAUCUCUUCGAUUAUUACCUGUACACAGUCUUCAUGUUCUUUGGGGAAAGGGGAGAACUGGAACAGAAUCUCAGCCGACGCCUUCGAACGUCUCUCAAAAGGAUCCAGGACACAUUGAUUCUCACUUCAGAGGGGUCUCAGGAGGAGCCCAUUGAUCAGGACAAGGUGCCAAGUCCUUCCAUAUCCCCUGUAGUGGACACAACCUCAGCAGAGAGCAUAUAUGGGCUGCCAGUGCGAGUCGUGGCUGUAGAGAGCCUGGCCUUCCUGGCAGUGCAGUUGGAGGCCUUGCACUGCCACAUUGAACCUCUCAUUCCACAGCAGCGGAGAACCUUCUUGCAGCAAUUCUACACUGGCACUGUCAAGAUCACCCCUGAGAUUCGCCACCAUGUUUACACGGCUGUAGCCUCUCAAGUGAUAGACUACGAUGGUAUUUUGAAUCGCAUGUCCAAUGUCAAGUGGGAUAUAAAUGACCUCAUGAGCCAGCACAGCCAGUAUGUUGAUGUUCUACUGAGACAACUUCAGGUUUUGAGCAUGAAGUUAGAGGAUGUUAGCAAAGUAUCCCCAAUACCGGCAGAGGCAUACGAUGCACUCUGGGAAUGCAUAGUUCGCAUUACCAACCGCACUCUGUUGGAGGGCUUCGCUUCAGCUCGGAGGUGCACCAAUGAGGGACGAUCACUGAUGCAACUUGACUAUCAGCAAUUCCUCAUGAAACUUGAGUGCCUAACCAAGGUGCGCCCGUUACCCGAUAAGCACCUGGUGGAAACUUUCAUCAAGGCCUACUACCUACCCGAGGGAGCACUGGAGGAAUGGGUGCAGCAGAAUGGCACCGAUUACUCUCCCCGGCAGCUGAAUGCCCUUAUGUCCACCAUGACGCACGUGAAUAAGCGCACCCGGCAGAAAAUCUCCAACCUGCUAGAGGAGCAGUGUCGGAGGUGAUGUGACAGGUGGAGGGGGACGAAGGACUGAUAGCAACAGGGUAGUGUGGCUCGUGUGUAUUUCAAGGGCUGAAGGAUAAUCUUUGUCAGAGCUUAGAAAGAUUUCUUAAACUUUAGAUUUUUUUUUUAUUUUUUUUUCAGUCUUUUCAAUUGAGAAAAAAAUAUUCUUUUAGUUUUAUAUUUUAUUCCAUCUGCUUUUCACCAUUCCAUCUUAGAUUUUCUUUAAAGAAAUUUAUUAGUAAUUGGUUCUUGAGUAUUUUUAUAAGCAUAGUUUUAUACAUCAUCGUAAUGGUGCAUUGAUUUUGAGGUAAAAAAAGUCACUAGAUAUAGACUUGGAAAAUGUGUCAAUUUGUGUUCAUUUUAUCUUUGCUACAUUUAUUAGCAAAUUACGUCUAUCAUACUUGUACAUAAAGCCUGUUUCUAUAUGAUAUUUCAGUCUUUUCAUUCAGUGAAAUUGCCCAUUAAAGAACAAAAUAUAAUUUUUAAGCAAUAGUAUCUACUUGACAUAUAUUUUUAAGGUAAUGAUCUUGAACAGACUGUUAUUGUUCAGAGAGUACUCCGGAGUAGACGUUUUUGUUAUCUCUUUUUACGUGUAUAGGAAGGUGGUUUUGGAUGAUCUAGGAACAUGUGCUUUAAGGUGUAAAAUAUUUUUGUUGUUUUAGAUUUUGAUGAGUUAAUUUUUUGCUUUUAUUUUUUUAGUUCAUGUCAGUUUUCUCCCCACUGAGUUUUGCAUUUAUCUUAGCCAUUAUUAGAGUAGAGUGAAUAUAUAAAAGUAUAUAUAAAGGAUGAUUUUUACCUUCGUGUUAAGAAAUGAUUAUUUAUCCUGUUCUCAUUCAAAUGUUGUUUUUAUUUGUUUUUUUUGUUUUUUUAAUUAUUUUUAAUUAUAUGGUAAAUGAUAUGACUUUCAUAUGCAGAUUUGCUGUGGUUGAGAGGUUCUUCAUAAAAUUUGUUGAUUAUUGGCUGAGCAUUUUUGUGUGUGAAUGUUUGUGUUGAAAAGCGUUACAAGUAUCGCAGAUAUAGUGUUAAGUCCUAAAACAUUUCUGAAUGGAUGAAGAGUAUAUGAGUCUGAGGACUUUUACCAAUAUGGUUUAUACAUAUAUAUAUAAUAAAAAAAAACGCAUAAGAUUUUGAAUGGUGUGUGGCUGAAGACCGUAAUUUAAAUGUACUUAAAUCAAGAGUUAUGAUAGUGAGUGCCGUUUCAAAGCAGCAAGGCCAAUGAUAACUAGAAAUAGAAUUGCAUGAAAAUCUGACUGACAGAAAACAAGCAUUUUAGGAUGUCUUGUGAAAUUGCUUUAAUUCCUUUUAAAAUUCCUGUAAUAUUAUGUAAGACUUUUAUCACUUCGCUUCUUUAUCAGGGCUCUUAUGUUUGUAAGCGAUGGAGGUGUUUUAAUUUCAUGUAUUUGUUGAAUUGCAUUUAAAUCGCGUUAUUAAUGCCAAAGAAACACUUUAGGCGGUUUACAGUGUUGAAGUAUGGUUCAUUCUUUCCAUGUGAUAAUCAAAUCAUUUUUAAAAUUGUAAGUGACACAGCUGUGUUAUCUUUUUUUCUUUCUUUCUUUUUGUUGUUUUUUUUUCUUUCCUUUUCUUGCUCUUGUUCUUGUUCUAUUUCCUUUUC